AUGACGUCGAAUACAUCUGAUGGGGAGACUAUCAAUGUCCUAUUCUAUGGUCUUGGAGCGAUUGGCUCUGUUUAUGCAUUCAUUCUAAGUCGAGUAUCAAACGUACGAUUAACUGUCGUUGCAAGGUCAAAUUAUCAAGCUGUGAAGGAGAAUGGACUGAAGCUUAUCAGUCAGAAUCACGGAGAAAAUAUCUUUUACCCAGCUAACAUCAUCAAAACACCCGACGAAGCACCGGGUCAUUAUGAUUAUAUAAUUUGCUCUAACAAAGCUAUUGGCCAAGAAGUCGUAGCUAAAUCUCUUGCACCAGUAGUUUCCGAGUCAACAACUAUAGUACUUAUCCAAAAUGGCGUUGGAAACGAAGACCCAUUCCGAGCAAUUUAUCCUCAAAAUACCAUCAUCUCCUGUGUUGCGUGGACCGGCGCCAUUCAAAACACACUCGGCAUCGUUCAUCAUACCAAAAACGAGAAUCUGCAACUAGGACUUUUCACAAAUUCGAAUGUAUCAACAGAAAUUGAAAACAAACGAUUAAAGAUCUUUUCGGAUCUAUUAUCCGCCGGAAGAACACCACAUGAAGUUUUCUCUCCUUCCAGAUUGCAGACCGCUCGUUGGGAAAAAGUCAUUUGGAAUUGUGCCUGGAAUUGUCUAACUACACUUACACGUCUCCAUACACACGAGUGGCUCAACUCUUCCCCAGAAGCUAUGUACAUGACGCGAACGCUCAUGGGAGAAGUAGUUGCUGUUGCAAGAAAGAUGGAGGUAGAUAUCAAAGAUGAUUUGAUUGAUAGAUUGAUAGAGAGGAUACUAGGGAUGCCGAGUAUUGGUACGAGUAUGUUGACUGAUGCGUUGUGUGGGAGACAGUUAGAGUUAGAUGUUAUACUUGGAGUGCCGGUUAAGAGGGGUAGGGAGUUGGGGGUGGAUAUGAGGGUUUGUGAGACGGUUUAUACGUUGCUUCAGGGAGUGGAUUUGGGGUUGAGACAAGGAGGACCGAAGAGUACUUGA
Botrytis sinoallii is the source of this 999-nucleotide messenger RNA. RefSeq lists its product as uncharacterized. The record is from RefSeq and is a predicted model, not a curated record. NCBI's taxonomy places the organism in Eukaryota, Fungi, Ascomycota, Leotiomycetes, Helotiales, Sclerotiniaceae. Gene Ontology annotation, molecular function: 2-dehydropantoate 2-reductase activity. Gene Ontology annotation, biological process: pantothenate biosynthetic process. Gene Ontology annotation, cellular component: cytoplasm. Bases 1 to 999 code for a protein of 332 amino acids. The transcript has 4 exons.